AUGGUCAGGUUACCCUCAUCCCGAUGUAACGAAUACUGUGAAGUAAGAAUUGCAAUUCAAAAGAAAGAAUCAAAAUUUAAAGUGAUACGAAGUACCGUUCCUGCCCGAACGACAGAAGUAAGAAAUUGCUAUUGGCAAUUCAAGAAAGAAUCAAAAUGUAAAGUAAUUCGAAAAACAUUAAGAAUGUGGAAUUCAUUUACUUUAAUAUCUCCUGCCUGGUAUAAUGUGGCUUCAUUUGAGGGUGGCUGUCUUCUUAGCAUGUUCUGCUUAUCAGUUUUAAUAGCAUGGAGAGUUUAUAGAAAAGUUCAGAAUAAUGAGUUACCAGCAAGAGAUGUCAGCAAAGGCCAUCAUUGGUGCCCCAUCGACGCUUUUUCCAACACCGCGUAUUGCAGUGUUUGCCAAUCACUCAUAGUAGAAGGCUACUAUUGUGAUUCAUGUGGUGUUUGUGCAGAUCACGUUUGUAUCAAAAAGGCUGAUAAAACAUUAAGCUGCAAGGCAUUGUCCUGUGCUGGGAACUCUAUGAGCCAUCAUUGGGUUAAAGGAAAUCUUCCGUACAUAUGUCCUUGCGACGUAUGCCAAGCUGAUUGUGGUACAGAAGCCGUGUUAUCCGAUUUCAGAUGUUGCUGGUGCCAGCGAACUGUCCACAGAAAUUGUUUGAACAACAUCACCGACAAUUGUGACUUUGGUCGUUAUCGCUCUUUCAUUGUGCCACCAUUUUGUAUUACACUGAAGAAAGUCGGCAUCAAAGGUCGCCGACAUCUUGUGGUUGAUGAAGUUAACCCUCCUCCAUACAGGCCUUGGAGUCCUCUGAUUGUGAUCGGAAAUCGAAAGAGUGGCAACAAUGAAGGCGAAUUAGUGCUCAGAGCAUUUAGAGCUUAUCUCAACCCAUCUCAGGUUAUUGAUCUGCAUGAACUGAAGCCAGAAAAAGGAUUGCAGUGGUGCAAAUUAAUAACAAAUCAUGUCUGUCGCAUCCUUGUUGCUGGAGGUGAUGGUACUGUUGGUUGGGUGUUAAAUGCCAUUGAUAAUUUGAACAUUGAGCCUCAACCUCAAAUUUGCAUCCUGCCUUUAGGGACUGGUAAUGAUUUGUCCCGUGUCCUUGGUUGGGGAUAUUGUUUCUCUGGUGAGGUUGAAGUCAGAAAAGUUUUAGAUCAGAUUUCUACUGCCACUUUAGCUAGGCUUGAUAGGUGGAGAAUAAAAAUUUCCCCUACAAGACAUUUACCAAUAAGACAUCCAACAAAAGAGUAUUUUAUGAAUAAUUAUGCAUCAGUUGGUGUAGAUGCUUUGGUAGCUCUCAAUUUUCACAAAACCAGGGAAUCAAAGUUUUAUCUGUAUGGAAGUCGCUUGAUAAAUCGGUUUUUGUACUUAGUGUAUGGAGCGAAAGACAUUUUGGAAAGAGGGUGUGAAAAUCUUCACCAAAAAAUCGAGCUGUACCUGGAUGGGAAGCUAGUUCCCCUUCCUGAAAUUGAAGCUGUGAUUAUUCUCAACAUUCCAAGCUGGGGUGGUGGUGUAAAACCAUGGGAAAUGGGAACUCCCGAAAAGAAGUUUUCUGCACAGAGAUAUGAUGAUGGAGUGUUAGAAGUUAUGGGUAUUUAUUCAUCCUUUCAUAUUGCCCAACUUCAAAUCGGCAUGUCUGAGCCUGUUCGUCUUGGUCAAGCAAAAAAUGUCAUGGUCAAACUCCUGGAAAAAGUUCCUGUGCAGAUAGAUGGAGAGCCAUGGAAGCAGCAUCCAGCUGAAAUAAACAUCGUUCAUCACAACCAAGCAACAUUUUUACUCAAUAAUCGUUAA
This is a messenger RNA of Uloborus diversus, 1785 nucleotides long. It is a transcript of the gene Dgkepsilon, whose product is annotated as diacylglycerol kinase epsilon-like. Lineage: Eukaryota; Metazoa; Arthropoda; Arachnida; Araneae; Uloboridae. The record is from RefSeq and is a predicted model, not a curated record. Gene Ontology annotation, molecular function: ATP-dependent diacylglycerol kinase activity. The coding region runs from base 1 to 1785 and encodes 594 amino acids. The transcript has 13 exons.